CUUUCUCCCUCUACUUUUUGACAUUUCCUAUCUUUUUCUUCUGUUACUUAUACUUAGUACUGCAUUAAUGUCAACCACUCAAUCCGCCUUAAAAGAGGCUGAUGAAUAUAUUGACUAUGACACGUUUCUGGCCGAUGACUUUGAUGCCAACCAAUAUGCUCAUAAUGUUAUCAAUGAGUCUGAUAAAGGUGAUCAAACAGAAAUUGCAACUGCUCUUUCCAAGUUAUCCUUCAACAUUGAUAGUUUGAACAAGCAAAUUCGGAGUCAAGUAAUGCUGAAAAGACCAUCUACCAUUUUAAUUAGUUUGAAACUUUUUUGGAUUUAGAAGCCUUGAUGUCUCUUUUUUUUUUCUUCUUCUUUAUAUUAUAAUAAUAGGUUACGAUGAACUAUGAAGCAUUACUAGAUCAAGUGACAGGUAUCAAGGAAUUGGAUAUCGUAUUAUCUACUGUGCAAGACAAUAUCACUGUUCUAAACACCUCUCUGUCAAGAUUAUCUCUCAAGAUACGCACGCCUUAUGAACAAUUAGAAACUUACACGACACAACUGAGGAACUUGCAAACGACCUGCGAUCUUUUACGUCGAUUACAUCGGUUCAUUGUACUCUUUAAACGCUUGAGCUCACAAUACUCAGGUCCUAUGGAAAAGAAAGCAUUGGAUGACUCAUCUAAAGAAACGAUGAACGAACGCGACAUCACAGCAGCAGCAACCACUAUUCAUGAACUAGGUAUUAUUAUUGAUGAAUCGGAUUUCGAUGGGAUUGAUAUUGUCACCAAGGAAUCACCUAUGAUCCAACAGUGUCGUGAACGUAUCAUACAGGAAGGUGAUCGAUUACUGAAUCAAGGCAUUGAAUCUCAUUCACAAACCAAAAUGGCGGCUGGUCUCCAGAUCUUUUAUAAUAUGAAAAUGAUGGUACCCAAGGUGGAAUCUUUAACUCAAUCGAUGUUAGAUGAUCUGAACAAUAAAAUCAAACAUGUGGUAGAUAUGCAAUCUUUACAAAAGGAAAUGAAAGGUAAUACACCUUCACAAGGACCAGCAGUACGACGUGUCAACAAUGAACCAACAUUUGGAAAUCAAAGUCCUUGGGUCAAUACACUUUGGACAAAGAUGGAUGGAUUGAUGCAAACAAUGAGUGAUAGCUGUAUCAAGAUUUACAAUUUGGAAAAGGUGCUUGAAAUCAAGAAAGAUUCGUACACCCAUGUAUCAUAUCUAGAUGAAAUUAUCAAGAUAUUGGACACAUCAAGUCUUGUUAGUCAUUUUUGGAGGAUACUCUCAGCGACUUUUGAAAAAGAAUUGAAAGAUGCAACAAAAGCGUCAACAUUUCUUCAAAAUACAUUUGUGGGGGAUUAUCCAAAACUACUCCGACUUUUGCAUGGAUUUUUCUCUAGGGUGGCAUUACAUCGAGGAUCUUCUAUAUCUGAUUAUUCCCAAAGUCCGGAGUAUAUCAUCAUGUUACGAAGUUUCAGUACCUUUGAAAAUGGUUAUAUGGCAAGAUCAUUAGCAAGAUUGAACGAGGUUGUGAAUGCUGCCUUUCCGGCCUAUGGUGGUAUGACUCGAUCUGCACCUAGUCGAGCGAAUGUAUUGACGAUCACAAGAACGAUUGAAAAGGAAUUGGAAACUGCUGCUUUCGAACAUCAUUUAUUACAAGCUGUUGCGAAAAAUGUGGUCAAAUCUUUAAAUAUGUUUUGUGUAAAAAGUGAAGGACUAGUCAUUCCAUCCAUCCAAUCUAUCUAUUCGGUGACACCUAACAAUAACAUUACGAACUACCUCAAUAUGAAUAUCGAACUUGCCAAUGUAUUAUACUAUAUGGAUCAAUCUGUUUGGAAAAUCCUUGAAGAAUAUUCUGAAAAGACUGUGGACAUCAUCAAACAUGGGGUAGAGGAUUGUCGACGAUUGAUGUUAUCCAUUGGACAAAAACUAGUACAGGAAAUUGAAGCAGAUAUUACUAAUGUACUUUUGCAAAUCCAUCAAGAAGACUUCUCUGGACAAUUACGACGUCCACAUGAUCAAGAUGAUGAAUCCUCAAGUCAAUAUACCAAAGAACUAGCCAAACAUGUCCGUUAUUAUCAUACAUUCAUUUUAUCUCGACUCUCUUGUGGAACUGAACCAAAAUCAUGGGCAAGACAAAUUGGUAAACAUAUUUUGAAAGUGUUUAUAUUCCAAGCAAGUUUGGUACGACCAUUGAAUGAGACUGGGAAACUCAAAUUGGCAGGAGAUAUGGCAGAAAUCGAAUUUACCGUCAGUCAAAUCAUGAGUGAAUAUGGUGCAAGAAUUGAAGAUGUUGGAGAUGAAUAUAAAGCAUUACGGGCAUUUAGACCAUUACUAUUCUUGGAUUCAGCACAAUUGACAGCAACACAUCAUACAGCCGGUAUUCCACCCAUUGCAUUGAUCCAUCAUCUUGUUGUUCGAUCACAAACAACAGCACACCCAUUGUCACUUCCACAUACUGUGUAUGACUUGUCAAGGCCUGAAUAUAUGAAAUGGAUGGACGCACAAACGCCAAAGGAAUCGGUGCAGCUAGCUUUGGAUGCCAUUGAUCGUGGAAGCAAAAUGUCUGAAGCCGAAUUACAAGAAGUACCUGAAUACCGUUUUAUCUUGAACAUUGCAAACCAAUUAGAUUAGAUUAGAUGACUAGAAUAAUAUAAUUGGAUGAUAGAUGAUAAAAUAAUAAACAGUUUGGACUUUAUUGAAUGAAAUAUAUAUAUAUGUUUUGGGAAAUGAUAUACACAAUAAAUAAAAUAUGAAUUGUAAAAUGAUACGGCAAGUGGAGAAGAGCACAUCAAAAAAAAAAAAGUUGAAUCUAAUUAGAUGGAUAUCGAACAGGAUCUAAACGAUACACUGCCAGUUGGCC
Halteromyces radiatus is the source of this 2848-nucleotide messenger RNA. RefSeq names its product Golgi transport complex subunit 5-domain-containing protein. The coding region runs from base 382 to 2619 and encodes 745 amino acids. The record is from RefSeq and is a predicted model, not a curated record. The transcript has 13 exons. Gene Ontology annotation, biological process: intra-Golgi vesicle-mediated transport. Gene Ontology annotation, cellular component: COG complex. NCBI's taxonomy places the organism in Eukaryota, Fungi, Mucoromycota, Mucoromycetes, Mucorales, Cunninghamellaceae.